GUGUGCUGGUCACGUUAUUAUCGCUAUCGUCUAUAUAGCAACGAUUCUGCAUCAGAGCUGCAGUUACGAGAAAAGGAGUCGCGGGUGCGCCGUUUGAGUGAUUUUAAACCUAUACGCUCUGUACAGUGGUAUACAUUUUUAAAGCGCGAGUGUUGUUCUUACGUGUAUCUGAAAAAUCACAUCAACGAUUCAAUAAUUGUAUACAACAGUAUUUUUGUGUGUAUCUAUACUUGGUAUAGUCGCAAAAUAGCUGACAUACCUGCAGGCUGCAGGAGGCAGGUGAAAGCGUCGAGCAGGCAUUCGAUGGUUCGCUCCGUUUUUGUCGUUGUGGUGUGCGCGUCAUCUCGCAUCGCUCUUUCAUUAUUUCGUCGUCAUUGCAAUUAAAUUAUUACCAUGUGCAUACAACAUAUUCAAUACACGACAAUUGAUCUACAUAAGUAUAUUUGUAGCAGCAAUUAAAAAUUACGGCAAAUACCAUUCUACAAUUGAGUAUAAAAGCAUCAACAGCUAGUGUGUGCGAGAGCAGAGCGGUGAAGUUUGUGUGUGUGUGUGUGUACUUUUAGUUCUUUAGUAUAGUGCAGUAUAGCCGUUUUGCUCGGGUAGGUAUAUAAUAAAAGUACAUUCAAUUCCCCUCAUACAUGUAUACCUACCUACCUUACGCGAGAGAACACACAAACGGAGUGAUGCGGGACUUCUGAAUGCUGCUGCCGAUGCUGAUGGUUGAUGGCUCGGCUUUAUACUUAUAAGUAUCCUGCCUGCCUUGGGGAUAUACCUGAAAUCUGGAUACAUACUACCUAUACUCUGGUGCACCGUUGCUACUGUGUAGUACCUAUGCUUUGCGCGAAUUGGUUCCAGGCCGAUGCCGAUCUCCAGUAUAUUGAGCAAUCAGCCGUAGUUAAGUUUAUUUUUCCUGCAUAUACUUACCUACGGUUAAUCAAUUGUUAAUGCACCGGGUGUGACUAGUAACUAUAGUUACCAGGCUGUAUGUAAGUAUGUACCUACUUGAAUUUGUAUACUUAUCACUUAAAAGUGCAGUGAAAUUUGUUAAAUUAUAAGCAUCGGUGAGUGCUGCUGCCUACCGGUCUCUAACUUUACCGUAACCGUGUGUGCAGCAUAUAGGUAUAGGUACAUACGUACAACCGUGACACUGCAACACUUUAAUAUUUUUGCAUUUCGCACCACUCGCGCUCCAGUUGUGUUUUGUGCGUGAUACUUGAUACGUAGUAUGAGUGGAAUGAGCAUUGCAUAGAUUGGUGUUGUUAUUGUUUGUGGAGUUAAUCUGUGUAACUACUACAACGAAAACGACGACGGCCGGCAAUUACGACGAUCUCGGGAGGAAAGUUGGCGCCGCAGGAAGUACAGUGAAAGAGGCUGUUGCUGCUGGUGCUGCGGGCUGGCUCACUCGCCAGUCCAGCAUCGCGGCAUCGAAGAUAAUAAGCCGAGAGGCCCAACGACGGCUGCUACUCCUCACAGGAGCUAGCUAGCAAAGAAGAAUGGCUGCAGAGGCGGCGAGCAAGAAGGCAGAGCGCGAGGCACUGCGAGGCGUCAUCCAACAAUGGAACGCCAACAGGCUGGACCUAUUCGAGCUCUCGGAGCCAAACGAGGAUCUCGAGUUUCACGGGGUCAUGCGCUUUUACUUUCAAGACAGCGGCCAGAAGGUUGCGACCAAGUGCAUAAGAGUCGCCUCAGACGCGACGACGCAGGCUGUCAUCGAGACGCUCAUCGAGAAGUUCCGCCCGGACAUGCGGAUGCUCUCCGUGCCCGAGUACGCCCUCUACGAGAUCCACGAGAAUGGGGAAGAGCGAAAACUCGGGCUGGAGGAGAAGCCACUGCUGGUGCAGCUGAACUGGCACAUCGACGACCGCGAGGGCCGUUUCCUGUUGCGGCGUAUCGACGACAAGACGAACGCCCAAGGGGUCGGCUUCGCCGAGGGCACGAGUUUCCGGCGCAAGCUCAGCAAGCGCGAGAAGAAGCAGAUGAAGAAACAAGAGAAGCUCAGCCGGCUCAAGAGCAUGGGCGCCGAGCAGGACGAGAAUGCCGCGCCCGUCGAUCAGAAUGGCUUCGCCGAAAAACUCUACACCGAACUGCCAGAGACGAGGUUCACGCGCAGCAUCUCGAACCCAGAGGCAGUGAUGAGCCGUCGCCGGCAGCAAAAGCUCGAGCAAAAGCUCAAGCAGUUCCGGAGCAAGGACGGGGGCCCUGAUACCGGUGGCACCCUCAAGAUAUACGGCGAGGCGCUUUGCAAGGACGUGCCCUACAAGACCCUUCUGCUCAGCAUACGUGACACCGCGGCACAGGUAGUCCGCGAGAUGCUCGCCAAGUACGGUCUCGAUAAGGUCGACCCACAACAGUACUGCCUCGUUCAGGUCAGCUCUUUACCAAUAUAA
Messenger RNA from Copidosoma floridanum, 2387 nucleotides. RefSeq names its product adherens junction formation factor afadin (gene cno). Gene Ontology annotation, cellular component: adherens junction. Gene Ontology annotation, molecular function: cell adhesion molecule binding. Gene Ontology annotation, biological process: signal transduction; regulation of protein localization. The record is from RefSeq and is a predicted model, not a curated record. NCBI's taxonomy places the organism in Eukaryota, Metazoa, Arthropoda, Insecta, Hymenoptera, Encyrtidae.